AUGUACCGGCGCCAGUCCCCGGCGUGGAUCCCGGGCUACGAGCCCCCGAGGUGUCCCCAGGCGGCCACCUUUCGGCGCUACUCCGUGCCGGUGCUGCUGCCCUGGCUGCCCACGCCCGAGGUCCGCGGGGCACGGGGCGCGGCCGGCUCGGACUGGCAGGACCGCAAGCCCCAGCGCCUGUCCUCCGUGUCCCUGGGGACCCCGAGCGAGCUGCUGCUGCCACCCCUGAGGCAGACGAGCGGGGCCCGCGGGGCCAAGGCCGGGCGCACCCGGCAGCCAGCCGCCUGGGACGACCCUGACACCCUAAGCGGGCUGCUGGGGGACCUGCUGCCCAGCAACUUCCGCAACUUCCUGCAUAGACUGCACACCAAGAGUGGGGAGCUGAAUGCCCGCACACCCUCAGUGCCACAGUACCCUAGGGGUACACUGAACCCCUGCCAGAGUUUUCAGUGUCCCAGCUGCUCCGUCCUCCCAGACCUGAGGGACCGAUCGUUGUACUGGAACGGCAGUUUUAGACAGACACCUACCCUGGGAUCCCUGAGAGGCGAAACCAGAAGAGCCAGCCGCCCCUCUGGAGAAGGUUCGAGGCCCCACAGACGCUACUGUCCCUUCCGGGUACGAUUUGCAGACGAGACCCUACAGGACACGGCACUCCGAUACUGGGAGCGCAACCGUGCAGUCCGGCAGAGUCCCUUUCCACGCGAGCAGGAGCCCUUGCCAGCUGUGUCUGUGUCAGAGCGGGUGCUUGGGAAUGUUGGGAGAUGGCUGGACGGUCUGCCCACAGCCCUGCAUCCCCGGGCCCAAGACACUGUGGCUGGCUCCUCAUGGAACUACCACCAAGCGUCACCUCAGGAAUCACGGUUCUACUUUUCUGAGAAUGACACCAGGAGCAGCCGCCUACCCUACUUCUCCAGGGUCACCACCCCAAGGCCACGGAGAAACCUCCAAACCUUCCUGAAUACCCCUAACACUGUGGAGCAGGAGUCCUCUCUGCCCAGCCUGGUGUUGCAGUCCAUCCUGAAGCAAGGCCAUCCUAAGGGCUACCAGCUCCUCCUGCCGUCCACACACCGGUGGCAGGCUCAGAGAUGAACAGUCUGCCUGAGCUCCACCCCAACCCCACCCUGGAAGGUACCCAGGCCAGGCAAUGAGAAGAACAUGCCCUCUCCCCACAAAUAAACUCUCA
Molecule: messenger RNA, 1183 nt
Organism: Psammomys obesus (fat sand rat)
Lineage: Eukaryota; Metazoa; Chordata; Mammalia; Rodentia; Muridae
Gene: CUNH9orf50
Product: chromosome unknown C9orf50 homolog
Exons: 7
Coding region: 1-1089 (362 amino acids)
Source: RefSeq, a predicted model, not a curated record